UACCUCACAGCACCUGACAGCUCAUAGCGCUGCGCUCAGUUAGAGGAUCAUCACCUGGGAGAACUUCUCACGGUGUUCUAUAUUACCGAGUUCUGGACCAAAGCUGGAGAAGAGAUGACCUCCCAGGAUACCGCUAAAGACGCGGCUCGCUGUACCGACGGGGUGAAUAAACGCCCGGAGUCUCCAGAGGAGCAAAGCGAAGAGAAGACGCCGCUUCUCCGUCGGCAUCAUCCGUUUAGUGUCGAGGCGCUUAUCUCCGGAAGGGAAACGGAAAAGCGAACCGAACAAUCCACCUGUUGUAAAGCAGCCUUGAUGCUCCCAGCGGGGUUAAACUCUCUGUAUCUGCCCCGGGAGACGCACAGUCCUCCCGGGGAAGCCCGGCGCAGCUUCGCGGCUCUUCCUGCCUCUCCGGUCAAAUCUGAGGAGUCAGAGGAAUGUCCUCACUGGGUCACUGCCAGCGCCUUCUCCAGACAUCCACGUCAUGUCAGUCCAGCCUGUCAGCUGAGGAAACACAAGACCAACAGAAAGCCCCGCACUCCUUUUACUACAUCCCAACUCCUGGCUCUGGAGAGGAAGUUCAGACAGAAACAGUACCUGUCCAUCGCAGAGCGAGCAGAGUUCUCCUCCUCUUUGACCCUGACGGAGACCCAGGUGAAGAUCUGGUUCCAAAACCGUCGGGCAAAAGCGAAGAGGCUCCAGGAGGCUGAGAUGGAGAAGCUCAAGAUGGCCGCUGAUGUCAAGACGGCAGCAGUGACAGCUACUGCCGCUUCUGGAGCUUUGUACCCUGGCUUUACGUUACCACUGUCGCUGGGCGCCAUGUCUCUGUAUGGACAGUCGUACUCUGCCUAUCACCAACACCAAAGAUCCCUCUUGCCUAUAUCCCCAUUUGGACUAUAUGCUGCUCCACUGGGAUACAGCAUGUACCACUUCUCAUAACAAUGGAAAUAUCUUAUUGCAUUACUUUUAAAGAGUUUCAAAAAUUGAGAAAGAGCAGGUGUUCUUGACAUUUUUAUAUAUGCAAAAUAUGUAUGAUCUGCACCCGAAGUGCAGUAUAUAAAGCUCUUCAGAACUAAUUAGAAAUCCAUUUUCCUUCCCUUAAGCAAGGAUAGAAAGGCACUUCCUCUGCUGCCCCCGUCGGACAGCCUGUUUGUAUGACUGGGCUGUGAGCGGAGGGGUGAUUCUGUUUGAGUGCUGUUUAUCGUCUUCCCUUUUUUACAUCGGCAAUAAUUGAGCAGGGGCGAAGACUUGCACUGGGCACACAAACACAGACCACAGCUGUUUUUUUUUUUUUUUUAAGCCUUGUUUCCAAUUAGACACAGUAUCUUAAGUCAGAAGUGGCCUGAAUGUGAGGAUACUUGUGCGGAUUAACUGGAGUUUCAGCUUCUCAGGACAUAUUAUGCAUAUCACAGAAGCUUUCUUGCGGUUCACACAUACCAGUGGCCUUUAAAAAAACCUUUUAUUCAGGGUAAACCUAAAAGGUACUUGCGCUCCAUUCAACAAACCUUAAUUUAUACCACUAGUGCUGAAGUUUCUAUUUCUCUUUACAACACAUUUAUAGCACAGGACCAUAUUUAUCUUCUCUGAAUUACAAUGCUGAAAAUUUAUGAGUGCCUUAUGUUGUGUAUUUAUGGUAGAGAAUAUGGUACAAAGUGACACCAAAUGUAUAUUUAUAUUGUUUCUUUUGUGUGCUGUCCCAUUUGGCGGAAUCACAAGAUAUUGUUUUUGUUUUGUCAUUUGAAAUUAAAGCUGAUUUAGAUUCUUU
Cyprinodon tularosa is the source of this 1762-nucleotide messenger RNA. RefSeq names its product muscle segment homeobox 2b (gene msx2b). Gene Ontology annotation, molecular function: RNA polymerase II transcription regulatory region sequence-specific DNA binding; DNA-binding transcription factor activity, RNA polymerase II-specific. Gene Ontology annotation, cellular component: nucleus. The record is from RefSeq and is a predicted model, not a curated record. The transcript is spliced from 2 exons. NCBI's taxonomy places the organism in Eukaryota, Metazoa, Chordata, Actinopteri, Cyprinodontiformes, Cyprinodontidae. The coding region runs from base 115 to 936 and encodes 273 amino acids. Gene Ontology annotation, biological process: embryonic morphogenesis; regulation of transcription by RNA polymerase II.